AUGGCUCGUACUAAGCAGACUGCUCGUAAGUCCACUGGAGGAAAGGCUCCUAGGAAGCAGCUAGCCACCAAGGCCGCCCGUAAGUCUACUCCCACAACUGGAGGAGUGAAGAAGCCUCACCGUUACCGCCCUGGAACUGUUGCUCUUCGUGAGAUCCGCAAGUACCAGAAGAGCACGGAGCUUCUCAUCAGGAAGCUUCCAUUCCAGAGGCUUGUUAGGGAGAUUGCCCGGGACUUCAAGACUGACCUCCGCUUCCAGAGCCAUGCGGUGUUGGCCCUUUAG
Triticum turgidum subsp. durum (durum wheat) is the source of this 282-nucleotide messenger RNA. NCBI's taxonomy places the organism in Eukaryota, Viridiplantae, Streptophyta, Magnoliopsida, Poales, Poaceae. The record is from the annotation of a GenBank genome assembly.